Molecule: messenger RNA, 2680 nt
Organism: Magallana angulata
Lineage: Eukaryota; Metazoa; Mollusca; Bivalvia; Ostreida; Ostreidae
Product: cAMP-dependent protein kinase regulatory subunit-like
Exons: 12
Coding region: 932-2224 (430 amino acids)
Biological process (GO): regulation of protein phosphorylation
Cellular component (GO): cAMP-dependent protein kinase complex
Molecular function (GO): cAMP-dependent protein kinase regulator activity
Source: RefSeq, a predicted model, not a curated record
UUUCACAAAGAUAUGGUGGAAUAGUUACUUUAACUACUGUAGCAUACCACUUGUCCAUCUGAACGACGAACAAUUGAUUCAGAUUUAGCUUGUUCUAAAUAGGUACAAAUGUUGUGGUGUUACCUGAGGCAAUGUGUCAGUGAAAGAGAAAUAUAAACAGUGAUCUCGGAGAGGACAGCAGGUGAAGGUUCGUGGAUUCAAGGACUUUCACUGUUCAGCUCAUUUUAAAUGUGUGAUUAUUGGGGGAAUAUUCAGCUCACAAAUUAACAUUCAUGAGCAGUCAGGUCUAGAUCUCUUCUGCAUCAGUUGAGGAGAAUAUUAUGCAGCAAUAAUUAAAGGACUAAUAGUUUACAAAUUGAAGAUAGGCUCAUUUUGCAAUAGAGUAAUACCAGCAUUCUUCAUGUUCUUGGCCAAAGAAAUUGAUUUUUGUGAAUUGUGUUAGAUCCAGGGAUUUAUUUGAUGUUCUUAUAUUGACUCGCUUUAUCCGAGUGACAGAAUCGAGCAAUUACAACUAACAACACAAUGUUACAGAAACAAUUAAUUAUUAUCUAAUGUGGAAGCCUGACUUGAAUCAAGCCUACCGGUGACAUAGCUUGGAGAUAUAAUCGCUGUGCUAUUCCCUGCUUUCGGCAGCUCAGAGAUUCAGACUACUCGUUGAGCCACAGUAAGAGUGUAUGUUGUUUUUGUUCUACACUGACAAGAAGUAAGUUUGAUGUGAACACAGAAUGUUAUCCUAUAUGAUGCUUGUCCAGGGAGGAAUUUUGUAGCAGUUGUAGAAAGUGUUCUUUAGGCAUUGUCUAAUAAACAGUCAGGGAAGCACAGAGACAGCAAAUAUUGUAUUGGAAUUUAGAAAGCUUGCUGCUAUUAACAUAUUCCAGAUUGUGUUUAACAACAGGAUUACAUUUAGAGUAAACCAGUUCUCUGUGACAUUAUGGGAAAUAAGUUGAGGAAACUGCUUCCUGGUCGAAGUACAGAAGAUGAGUCUGUUACUGGAAAGGAAGGAACUUACACAGAAAAGCAUGAAGUGGAUACAGCGCAGGAAACAGGAACCAGUCAAACUGAACCUCAAAAUGAGAACACCUCGGGUAAAAUGUCAAAGAACUCGGAUUGUACUGCUGGUGUGAAAUCCGAGACCUCGGAAUCCCCACCCUCUUCAAAUGCGGGGGAUGGGGGAGAAGCAUCUGAAGAUCAACAGGAACAGAAGACAAAGAGCAAGUCGGCCACACCUCCCAGUGAUGAUGUGGCGGACGAGAUCUCCAGCUCCCAGUUCCCCCUGAAGAACAUCGUCAGGAACCGGCGGGGGGCAGUCAGUGCCGAGGUGUACAAAGAGGAGGAUGCCGCCCAAUACGUCAAAAAGGUAGUGCCAAAAGAUUACAAGACAAUGGCAGCUCUCUCUAAGGCAAUCUCAAGAAAUGUUUUAUUCUCACACUUAGAUGAUAAUGAACGAAGUGAUAUUUUUGAUGCCAUGUUUCCCGUUCACCGCCAUGCAGGGGAAGUAAUUAUUCAGCAAGGAGAAGAGAAAUGUAUGCGAGUCCGGCCAACCUAUUGCUGGAUAAAUGAUUGCAGUAUAUGCAUUAAAGGAGAUGAAGGAGACAAUUUCUAUGUGAUAGACCAAGGGGAGGUUGAUAUUUUCGUGAAUGAUGAACAUGUAACAACCAUUGGAGAGGGAGGAAGUUUUGGUGAGCUGGCUCUCAUUUACGGCACCCCAAGGGCAGCGACGGUCAAGGCUAAAGGAGAUGUGAAGUUGUGGGGUAUUGAUCGAGAUAGCUACAGAAGAAUUCUAAUGGGUAGCACAAUCAGAAAGAGGAAGAUGUAUGAAGAAUUCUUAGGAAAGGUUUCAAUACUAGAUAACUUAGACAAGUGGGAGAGGUUGACGGUAGCUGAUGCCUUGGAGCCGGUCCAGUUUGAGGAUGGUCAGGAGAUUGUGCGACAGGGUGAACCAGGCGAUGACUUCUUCAUCAUUACAGAGGGCUCAGCUGCUGUGUUACAGAGGAGGUCAGAAAAUGAUGAACCCGUGGAGGUUGGCCGACUAGGGGUCUCCGACUAUUUCGGUGAGAUAGCUUUAUUGUUGGACAGACCUCGCGCAGCAACUGUUGUGGCCCGCGGCCCGUUAAAGUGUGUCAAGCUGGACAGAGCCCGGUUUGAGCGGGUCCUGGGACCGUGUUCUGACAUUCUUAAGAGGAACAUAGCACAAUACAACAGUUUUGUGUCCUUAUCUGUGUGAUUAACCAAAGAUUGACAACUUACAUAUAGUAUUUUAUUUUAUGGUUAAUGACUGCGUUCAUUGCCAACGUGUUGUUUCAGAUCAUGUUAUAAUAUAUUGAUUUUUCUCAAGCUGCAAUACUGUCAGAAAUCCGUUGGGAAAGGAUCUCUGUUUUUGAAUUUUGAUUGCUUUUCCAAAUUCUGCAUUUUUUAAAAUUGGGAUCGGGAAAUACUCAUACCAUAUCAACUGACCCUUUUAAUUGUGUUGGAUAAAGAAGACGUUUUCAUACUGCAUCUAUAGCCCUUCCCCAUUAAUGCUUUCCUUUAUUUAAAGAAGUUCGAUAGAAUGAUAUGCAUGUUUAUAAAUGAUGCAAUAUGAUGAAAUACAGCCGCUUUUGUUACAUACUUUGUAGAUUGAUAUUUUAUAAAUAUCAUCAGGGGAAAUUUCAUUAAAUUUGCAAAUAAAUAUGUAAAAGAA